UAGAUUAAUAGAGUGCAAUUCCCGUGACUGGUCUCAUUAUAGGAAAAUUACAGAUACCACGUUGCUUUCUGAGAUAUCAAACGUUCAGUAAAGACGCAUGACUGCUUAGUUUGUUUUCUGACGAAAAAUCAGCGAUGAAAUCAGCGUAUUUUCGCGAAUUCAAUUUUCAAUGCCAAAAACAGUAAUGAUUCACCGUACACAUGGAAUUACCAUCGGCAUUCUGUUCGGUUCUCAUCUCAGUAGAGCGUGAACCAUUGGCGAGGGAGGACGUGUGGCUUCUGUGUCUCUUGUCGGUACCAUGUGCGGCAUGCGCAAUUGCAAGUGUAAAACGAAAAUAAAGCAUUUCGAUUUUCUGCAUUAAUUCGAGGAAACAAAUCGUCGCAUCUGCAAAUCGCAUUAACGUUAUCCGCAUUUGUAAAUAUAGUUAUCAGCACAAUUGAUCAAACAAAUUGUAAAUUAGAAAAAUGGCAUUAAUCUAAUCAACAGAUGUAAAACAAUUAAUGUGUCACAGAUAAAAAUUCGUAUGAAAGUUAUUAAAAGCUCUGCAUGCACACGGUUAAUAUGGAUUUUUGCAAACAACACAAGUUUCUACAUACACUUCCAAGACUCACAAAACAAAUCAUUUGGUCUUGGCAAGCCGAGAAUGGCACAAUAUUUCAGAUACCGGAAAAGAAUCUAUAUUCGCCGGCCGAAUGUUUCAUCGAAUUGAUAAACGUCUCUGUCGCUAUUUUCACCGUACUCGUUGCCAUAAUUUUAAUUUUCAAGUACAAAUGCAGCGUGAAUCGCAAUUUUUCUAAGUCGCUGUUGCCGCUUCACGUCAGUAGGACUUUACUUUGUAUACUAUUACUGUUGAUUCUUUCUUUGGAACUGUGUGAAUCUAUGCUGACAUCGAUCUCAUUAUCGUCGAUUUUAACGAUGAUUGCUAUACUAUCUUGUUGGAUAUUACAUCGCGAAACCGAAAUCAGGGACGGUUUUGGUACUGCCGUGUCGGCAGGGGGAUUUGCAAUAAUCGGUCUUUCACGAGCGUGGAAGUUUUUAUACUUAUGCAGACUUGGUUUAUCCAUUCAAUCUGUUCGCGUUACGACAACAGGAAUCACGGCUGCUUGCUGCGGAUUGUUAGCUUUUAUUGAUUCUUAUACUCUUUAUCGUAUGAUGCAAAGGAGCAGGCGGUACACCGUUCAAAGUCCUGAUAGCGCGCGGAACUCCUACGUGUUCUCCACCUCGCCGUUCCUCAGCAGGAUCACCUUCCACUGGGUAACUGACCUGCUGUUACACGGUUACCAGAUGCCGCUCGAACUCCAUGAUCUUGGACAACUUCCAGACGAAGAGACCACGAGGAAUCAGUUCAAACGUUUUCGCGAUAUUUACGAGACCGAGAAGCUGCGAUGCCGUGGACAAAAAUUAUCUUUAUGGAAAUGUUUCUGGAAACGUAUAUGGUUAACUUUUCUGGCGGGUAGCAUCUUGAAGUUAUUUGGUGAUGCCAUGACUUUAGUAGGUCCGAUGACGAUUCCAAUGAUUAUUAAUUAUGCAUCAAAUCUUCAGAACAGAAAUGUAACAUAUGAAAAUAUUCCCUCGAAGGGAACAAUGGUAUUUUCUCAAAUUCUGAAAAAUGGAUAUUUUCUGGGGAUUAUUGUUUUCUUUGCCACGAUCUUGCAGAGCACGUUAAAACAAGCUUCCACGCAUGUGCUAUGUGUCGGAGGAAUACGUUUGCGAACAGCUCUUCAGGCACUGAUUUACGAUAAAGCUCUUCGAUUAUCUUUUUCGAGUAUCUCCGAGGAAGAAAAGCUAUCGAACAAAGAUAAAGAACAACAUUGUCAACAACAAACAACUGAUGUUGGAACUCUGACAAAUCUUAUGGCCGAAGAUGCGUACAAUGUAAUGAAUUUUUUUUGGAUUAUUCAUUACAUCUGGGCCGUUCCAUUAAAAAUUACUGCCAUUAUCUUCCUUUUGUAUUUGAAAUUGGGUAAGAGUGCAAUUAUCGGAGUAAGUUGUUGCAUAUUAAUCGUUACACCUAUGCAGCUGCUUCUCGGGAAACGAAUGUCCGAAAAUUCCAAAUUCAUAGCGGAAAAGAGCGAUGCACGUCUUCGUUUACUUAAUGAAAUUCUUCAAGGGAUACGGUUUAUUAAGCUGCACGCCUGGGAAAAUUUAUUUGAAAAUCGCAUACGCAAAACUAGAGAUCAGGAAUUAAAGCUGUUGAAAAAGGAUUCUAUAUACUGGACGCUCAUCAACUUCUUAACACACGUUUUCUCCGUUCUGGUAACUCUCUUCACAUUCGGGAUUUACUUCUGGUUGGAGGAACAAAAUCUUGAUGCGGGAAACGUUUUUGCCAGUCUCGCACUCUUUUCGCAGCUAACUAUGCCGCUCUUCAUCUUUCCGGUGAUAGUGCCGAUUAUCAUCAAUGCCAUGAUUUCCACAACAAGACUAGAAGAAUACCUUCAGCUUCCGGAGAUCAUGAAUAUUCUUCCCGAACCAAGCAAUCGAAAAUUGACGACAAAUAUUUUUUCAAAGACAAAUUCAUGUACCGAUAAUGAUGUAGAAGCAAUUAACAAUGUUACAACUUUCGGAUCGUUGGGCAAUAUCAUGAAGGAUGAUGAAGAUACACGAGAAGUUUUGCGUGAAUUCAAUUUGCCAAUUGACUCUUCUACCGAUACAGUAUUUGAAAAAGAGACAGAAAUCCCGGAAUCUAUUCUCAAAGUUACACCAAGUACUUUCGCCUGGAGAUCUGAUGAAAAUACAUUGAUGAUUAAUGCUCUCAAUUUCCCGCGAGGACAAUUGACUAUAAUAACAGGAAAAACCGGAAGUGGAAAGACUUCCUUACUGUUGGCGCUCUUAGGAGAGAUUCAAAAAACAAGCGGAAGCGUUGCAUGGACCAAGGGUUUGAAGAUCGCUUAUGUGGCGCGACAACCAUGGCUCCAAAAUGCAACCUUGAAGGACAAUAUUCUCUUCGGUUCUCCAUAUCGGUCACGAAGAUAUCGCAAUGUGCUAUAUGCGUGUGCUCUUCAACCGGACAUAGACAUACUUCCCGAUCGAGAUCUAACGAGAAUAGACGAACGAGGAAUCAAUUUGAGUGGCGGACAGAAGCAAAGGGUUGCCAUAGCUCGAGCUCUUUACAGUGAUACCGAUGUUGUGCUCUUGGACGAUCCAUUGUCGGCAUUGGAUCAACAUGUCGGUCAACAGAUCUUCGAUCACGGUAUAAAAAAGCUCUUGCUGAGAAGUGGUCGGACAGUAAUUAUGAUCACUCACAGACUGGAGUUAUUAUCAUCUGCUCAUCAGGUAAUUGUCAUGGAUGGUUGUCGAGUUCGCGCGGUCGGAACAAAAUCCAGCAUCGAAGACGUGGAUCCUGAAUUAGCAGCAGAAUGGCGAAUCAUGAAUUCAAGACAACGCGAGGACGAAAAGCGUUUUCAAAAAACUGCUGAAGACAGAUGGUCCUUGAUUAAACUAGUCUACAAGAUCGGAUUGAACAAAAAUCCACCAGCGUUCAUACCUUUAAGACUGCGCCGAGAAGCUUUAUCCGGAUCAAUGUAUUGGAGUCAUGUUUUCACGGAUUUUUCAAUAUCAGCAGAAGAAUGGGAAACUGCUAGGAAAGGAUCAAUAACGCAUAGUAAUAUCGUUAGAGUUCCGAGUUUUCAAAUGCAAAAACAACCAGCAUCGAUUUUUUGUCGACAGAACAGCACGCCAGUGAUUCGUGAAAAUCGACGCAUAUCAAGAAGAAGAAAUAACACUUAUAAUAAUGGACAACCCAGCAGCGUACUAAAGCAAUUAUUCUCUGGAAGAUAUCCGGAUGAAAUAGUAAUGAAUAAAGACAAAAAUACUCUGUCUCAAUUGAUGCCAGGUCCCAAUAAGAUUACUCAGCAUCAUGAUCAGUACCAUCAUUUUCCAGUGAAACAAUCGUUGGAAUUGCGAACUACCGAUGAAAUGGACAACUUAGAAGAAACUUUGAACGAAGAUGAUGUAAACGAACAAGAUAAACUUGAAGUUGACGAUAAAAGUGGAAUGGUCACUAGAAUGAUUUGGAUGGAAUAUCCAAAAGCAGCUGGAUGGAUACCAGAAUUAAUUUACGUCAUAGCAGCAUUAAUCUUUCAAGUCCUUCGUGUAUAUACUGAUUUCUGGUUGAGUGAAUGGAUGGAGGAAAGGAUUCAUUCGCCGUUGAACACGAUGUCCUAUUCUAUGAUGUAUAUCAUCAUAUCUGUAACCUCCAUUUUUUUAUCGAUACUCUACAAUGUAUCAGGACAAUGGGCAGGUGCUAGAGCGAGACGGAAAUUACACCAACAAGCUAUCGCCGGACUUCUUGGCGCACCCAUUUCAUUUUUUGAUUGUAAUCUUGUUGGGAAAAUCCUAAGUAGAUUCAGUACAGAUAUGAGUGUCAUAGAUAAGAAAAUGGCUACGGCAAUCAAAAGAUUAACAUCUUUUGCACUACUCUGUGGUUCGGUAAUGCUAAUCAAUGUUAUUACCUCACCAUGGUUCUUAAUUACCGUUGUACCAAUUAGCUGCGCUUAUUAUGCGUUGCAAAAAUUCUACAGGCGGACCGCUAGGCAAUUGCAAUGUCUAGAUGGCAGUACGAGAGGACCGGUAGUAGCGCAUUUCUCAGAAACCUUGUCUGGACUUCCAACACUGCGGGCAUUCAAGCAAGAGAAUCGCUUCAUGGAGGAGAUCAUGAAACGUCUCGACAUAAAUACCAACGCAUUUCUCAUUCUGAACAGUAGCAGCAGAUGGUUCGGCAUCGCAUUGGAUUAUUUGGGCGCCGUUAUCGUGGUCAUAGCCAUCUCUACGGCAUUACUUUCUGUGGAAUUAUAUCCAAAUCGCGUAACACCUAGAUUAGUAGGUCUAGCGAUCAAUUAUACUCUUUUAGUACCGAUGUUAAAUUGGAUGAUCAAAUUUAGUGCAGAGAUCGAGUUGUAUAUGGGGAGCGUAGCUCGAAUUUGCGCUUAUAGAAACGUGUUACCUGAGAAACUUCACGAAAACGGUGUACGAGUUGCCAAUGAUUGGCCGAAUAAGGGCGAGAUCGUUUUCGAAAAUGUCUGUUUGCGCUAUGAUGUAAACAGAAACCCGGUAAUUACAGAUUUAUCGUUGAAAAUACCAGCUAAGCAAAAGUUAGGUAUUUGUGGAAGAACUGGUAGCGGAAAAUCAUCGACUGUGAUGGCUCUCUUUCGAUUGAUCGAAAUCAGUCAAGGACGCAUCUUACUGGAUGGAAUUGACAUCCGGAAAGUACCUCUUCAAAUAUUGCGAUCGCGGUUAUCGGCCAUACCGCAAGAUGCAAUAAUGUUUAGCGGCACAAUCAGAGAAAAUUUAGAUCCGUUUUCACAACACAAGGAUCAAGAGAUCUGGCGAGCCUUGGAGCUCUCACAAAUCAAGGACGUCAUAGCUUCGCAUCCCGAGGGACUGAGUCUCGAGGUACGAGAAGGCGGUGAGAACUUUUCAGCCGGUCAAUUGCAGCUGCUUUGCGUGGCACGUGCGAUUCUUCAACGAUCGAAUAUCAUCGUACUCGACGAAGCGACUAGUGCGCUCGAUAUAGCCACCGAGAAGUCACUCUUAAAAGCCGCUGCUGUCGCUUUCGAGGACAAAACUGUAAUCACUAUCGCGCAUCGCGCGGCGGCUUUAUUGGAUUGCGAUCGCAUUCUCGUUUUCGACGAGGGCAAAAUCAUCGAAGAAGGUACACCGGCAGAUUUAAUGCAAAGGCAAAAUGGAGUCUUCUCCGCGAUGAUCAAAGCGAUUGAGCAAGGCGGUAAACAAUGAUGAAAAAAAUCAUGAGGAGUAUCAAUUAACUCCACUGAUACAGCGGAGUUCAAUUUAAGAUACAAAUUGAAAGACUGCUUUAGAAUAGAAAUAUAAAGUUUUUUUUUAUAAUUUAAAGAUGUUAUAGGAAUUCAUGAUAAGGAGCUUUAUUUUUUAUACUAAUCUGACACGCGUGAUUAAUUUACUACUUUUAUACAAUGUCUUCAUUUUAUAACAUAAGUACAAUAUAUUUGAAAUUAUAAUUUAUAAAUAUAUGAAAGAUCACGGCUUAUCCUUAUUCUAAGACCCAAACGCAACGCCCGGUAUAUUGCACGGAUAAGAGUGCCAAACGAUAAUAAUUAUAUAUAUAUAUAUAUAACCAAUAUCCCCACAUCGUCGGCUGUAUCUACCAUCGCAGAAAAGGUGAGCGCGUUUUUCUGUUAGUGGCACCGAAGCCGGUCUGUCGAUAGCACUGGAGUUGUUUCGCUUAUCAGCACUUUUCGGCUCCGAUCGAGUAAAUUGGUGAAACGGUGACGAUAAGCUUAACAUACGCUGUGAACAUACGAUAUGAAGAAAAAACAUAUUUUAUUGACACAAUUGUCCUAUGAAGUUACUUGUAUCUGCAGUUGUGAUUAAUAAAUUAAUUAAGAUAAAUCGUGAAUUUUUGAUUGAUCCAAA
Molecule: messenger RNA, 6390 nt
Organism: Pogonomyrmex barbatus (red harvester ant)
Lineage: Eukaryota; Metazoa; Arthropoda; Insecta; Hymenoptera; Formicidae
Gene: Sur
Product: Sulfonylurea receptor
Biological process (GO): transmembrane transport
Cellular component (GO): membrane
Molecular function (GO): ABC-type transporter activity; ATP binding; ATP hydrolysis activity
Source: RefSeq, a predicted model, not a curated record